AUGCACCCUCCUUUGGACCGGCCGCAUCCCGACUGCGAGGAGCAAAUAAGCGAUCUCAAAAUUUGUCACGCAGAAUCCUGGAAAAAGUACCUCGGGCGGUGUAACAACAUCAAAGUACGCCUCGAUAACUGCCUGAAGGCCGAAAAAAAGCGCCUAUUGGACGAAAUGAAUGUGAAUUUAGUAGAACAAAAACUUAAGGAGCAAGAUGUGAUCAAAGAAGCGUUUGGUAAGAGUGAAACUUUCGAGGAGUAUUUGGCUCGGGAUAGAGACUAUCAGGCCGAACUCUCGAAGAAACGUGGACGUGAACAAAAGCUAUAA
Phaeodactylum tricornutum CCAP 1055/1 is the source of this 318-nucleotide messenger RNA. RefSeq lists its product with no specific name. NCBI's taxonomy places the organism in Eukaryota, Bacillariophyta, Bacillariophyceae, Surirellales, Neidiaceae. The transcript has a single exon. The record is from RefSeq and is a predicted model, not a curated record. The coding region runs from base 1 to 318 and encodes 105 amino acids.